CAUCCAAUCGAUCAUGCUUGUCCCUUGAGGCCAGGAGCCUCAUCGGCCAGCUGUUCAUCUAAUACAUAUCAUUGCUUUGUUUUCAUUAACUUACCCCUCUUAUUGGAAGAUAAUGACAGCUCUUAUCAUCAGCUCAACUUCGCAAAUUACACACUUGGUUUCGAAUCCUUAAUUUGGGGUCCAUUAUUGUGGACCCUUCCGGUUGAGCAGCCAUGGUCGCUCCAAGGAAUAAUGCUUAUGCAGAGGAGAGCGCAGAGGUCGAGGUGCUGUACGCCAACCUCGAGAAGCUCAAGCUCCUCACCAAGAAGAUUCAGGGCUCCCUGGUCCGCCUCGAGACCGGGGGUAAUGUCGUAAAACAUGCGAUAGGUCCUAUCUACAGCAAUACACAGUCUCUUCAGAUAACCAACAGCAACAUCGACAAGGUCAAUGAAGCCAUCGAGCGCCUUCGUCAGCCACUCGAUGCGAAGAACCGUGAGGAGGGUAUCAUCCGCGCUGGACCACAGAGUGUGGAAUUGGCUCAAUAUCUGGCGGCGAUGAAACGUGUGGACAAGGCUCUGGUCGAUCUGAGUUCAACAAACCUCAAAUCUAAUCAGAAAGCAAUUUCCGAAUUCAACUCCCUCCUUAGUACAGGAAACGCGAAGCUUCAGGACAUGCUUCGUGGGAUCUUGAAUCAGUAUGCUAGUCCGAUUGAGCCAUUGCAUUACUUAACGAAAGAUCUCCCGUUCCCAUCAAUACCCCAAGAGACCAUCUCGGAGUUAACAUCAAUAUGCGCGGCAAUCGAUUCAGCAGCAAGCCACGGACCGCAACGCGGUAAUGGAGGCAACCCAGCGCUCAAAAUAUACGCCGAUGUGCGUGGGGCUUACCUGACGUCAAGCCUACAGAACCUUGCCAUAGCCUCGCUGAAUACUGUCAAACGAAGAGCUGCCGACGGUCCCUACAAGCAGGGCACUAACGGCAUAGGGAUAUACUCUAACGCGCUCGAAAACUUCAUAUCCACCGAAUACGAGAUUAUUGCGCAAAUCUUCACAGGCGACCAGCGAGGGCUGGCUUUGCAGACGACGUUCCGAUCUGCACUGGCCGAAUACUCAAAAACCUUGCGUGAGCUCAACGAGUAUAUCAAGGCCAAUCUGAUGACGGACUGCUUCUUAGCGUUCGAGAUCAUCGAAAUUGUCACAGCGAUGUCUUACCGCGUUGACUCGAGGACGGGCGAGCUAAAGAGCUUGUUCAUAGAAGCCCUUCGGCCAGUUCGUGAGACAGCAAAGUCAUCUCUCUCGGAGCUGCUUGAGGAGACAAAACGGAAAGCCGCGAGCAUCCCGGUUCUUCCUCCUGACGGCGGAGCAGUCCCUCUCGUGAACGAAGUUAUGAGCUCGCUCACUACAUUGACUGGUUAUUCCGGACCGUUAGCAUCCAUCUUGACUUCCCUAGGAGACGGCAACUGGCGCUCCACAGCCAAUGCAUCAGGGACCGCUCCUUUAGAUGUCAGUCCAGACAGCUCGGCCUUGUUAUCACACUUCAUUCUGGAUAUGAUUGAAGCUCUGAUGAGUUCUCUCGAGGCUCGAGGCCGAGCACUUCAUCGUUCGAAAGCCGUGCAGGGCGUCUUCCUGUCCAAUGUCUUCUGCAUUGUCGAUCGCGCUAUUCGACAAAGCCCUGAGCUGGCACGCCAUUUGGGCACACCAGACAGCAUCGCGCGUAUAGACACAUUCCGGAAACGGGCCACUUCAACCUAUCUUGAUGCGUGGAAAGAAACAUCGCAGUAUCUUCUGGACGUCCAGUAUACAUCGCGUGCCGGAGCCCGACCAGCUUCCGGUGGCAUUGUCGAUUCCAGCGCAAUAGUCAAGUCACUCUCAUCCAAGGACAAGGAUGCCAUCAAGGACAAGUUCAAGGCAUUCAACGCAAGCUUCGAUGAACUGGUGAACCGCCACAAGGCUCUGUACAUGGAACGGGAAGUGCGCGGAGUGUUGGCGCGUGAGGUACAGGCCGUUUUAGAACCGCUAUAUGCACGCUUCUGGGACCGCUACCACGAAAUUGAUAAAGGCAGGGGCAAGUACGUCAAAUAUGACAAAGGUAGUCUCUCUGCGCAGUUGGCUGCAUUGGCAUAGGAAAUCAGCACAGGGGUUGUGGUCUCCGACAUCGGCAUCAUCCUCCGCUAAAAGCUGGCCCUGAUACAGUUGGAAAGUAUGGUGCUUCGUGUCUGCAAAGUGCAGGAAUGGGGUUUUAUGAUCAGAUACCCAUGCAGCUUGCCUGAUAUACCUCGAUUAAUUAUAAUACUUCUAGUUGGACAUGUACAUAGCCGUUUUUGCUACUCCAUCAUGUGAUGAUCUCCGUGUUUGAUAGCCCCUCCUGAUAACGUGACUGAUAAGCACCCCCCACUAAAUUCUACAAAAUUUCC
Aspergillus novofumigatus IBT 16806 is the source of this 2389-nucleotide messenger RNA. Its product is annotated as EXO70 family protein. The record is from RefSeq and is a predicted model, not a curated record. Lineage: Eukaryota; Fungi; Ascomycota; Eurotiomycetes; Eurotiales; Aspergillaceae. The coding region runs from base 213 to 2099 and encodes 628 amino acids. Gene Ontology annotation, molecular function: phosphatidylinositol-4,5-bisphosphate binding. The transcript is spliced from 3 exons. Gene Ontology annotation, biological process: exocytosis. Gene Ontology annotation, cellular component: exocyst.